GCAGAAAACAUUGAGCAAAUUGGAGCAGGUGUGAAAGCAGGUUAAAUGUGGAGAAACGUGUCUUUGUUUCGAGAACUGUAUGAAUGGUUUGGAAAAUUGGGCCAAAUGAAUCCGUUAUAGUCUGUUAGCAAUCGAGAAAAACUGUAAUAUGACCGUGUGGUGAACCGAACUCAUAUUUAAACACGGUCUCCAUGCUAUGUACACAUGCACAUGUACGCAUAGCUAUCCUUACAAGUACAAUUUUGGCUGUAUUAUUUGUGUCCCCUUCAAAAACUUCUCUUGAGACAUUUUAUGUUUAUUGUCCCCCCCUACUGUUAGAUGAAAUUUACGCCCCUGGUUAACGCUGUAGUGAUCCAUCCUGCUGGACUUUGGCUAAGUUAGAUGAAGAGAUGAAUUAUGAGACAAGAAUCUGAUGUUGAAAUAUCCUGAAUGCAGUGACACAACAUCAUGUAACUACCGAACGCAGCUCUAUGACAAGCAGAAAGAAGAGUAUUUGCCUGCAACUCAAGGACUUGGGAUGUUUGUGGAAGUGAAAGAUCCCGAUGAGAAGGUGAUCCUGUCCCGCCAGUAUGGAUCUGAGGGCAGGUUUAUCUUCACCUCCCACACACCGGGAGAGCAUCAAAUCUGCUUGCACUCAAAUUCCUCCAAAUUUGCACUUUUUGCUGGAGGGAUGCUUCGUGUUCACUUCACAAUCCAAGUUGGUGAGAAUACAAACAACUAUGCAGAAAUCGCUGCCAAAGACAAGCUGUCGGAGCUGCAGCUGAGGGUGCGACAGCUGAUGGAGCAGGUGGAUCAGGUCCAGAAAGAGAAGAACUAUCAGAGGUAUCGUGAGGAGCGCUUCAGACAGACCAGCGAGAGCACCAAUCAGAGGGUCCUGUGGUGGUGUAUCGUCCAGACGCUGAUCCUGGUGGCCAUUGGGUUUUGGCAAAUGAGACAUCUGAAGAGCUUCUUUGAGAUUAUGGUAGAUGUGGAUGACAGGAACGAUUGGAAAGAAUGCAUUGAUUUCGGAGGCGUCCGCCUCCCUACAGGAUACUAUUUUGGGGCUUCUGCGGCCACAGGAGAUCUUUCUGAUAAUCAUGACAUAAUCUCUAUGAAGAUGUACCAGCUGAUGGUGGAACACACUCCUGAGGAGGACAACCAGGACUGGACCAAGAUCGAGCCUAGUGUCAGUCUCCUGAAGUCACCGAAAGACAAUAUUGAUGAGCACGCCCCUCACUGGCUGGAAGGUCUUCCUGCUUCUUCUGUGUGCUCUGCUGGGAAUCGUGGUGUGCGCCGUUCUUGGUACCGUUGAAGGAGUGGAUGCCGAGCUGCCCUAUCCUUCAUAAUUGAUAUUAAUUAUAUUAUUUCUUGUUUGACUAUUAAUCAAGUUAUGGCAAGAGUGAAACGUGUAACCUUAUGUGCGCGUAUGAGAUAUUAAAGAAUCCUGCUUUAUGCUGUACUUCUACUCUCUAAGAUGAUGACUUCAUAGUGUGUGUGUAACGAAAGCAAGGAGGCCUUGAAGUUCUGAUAAGUGCUCUGUGGGUAUGUGUGUGCUGGUAGCUCUCUCUCUGUGUGUUAGGAGACUGUCUCUGUCAGCUACCGCCAUCCUGACCAAAAAUAGGUUUCCGGAAGACACCUAUCUUGUAUGAUCCCUGAUCGCUGACGUCUGCCCAAUCUGAUGGAGAUAUGUUUGAAGCGUUUACGUCCAUAUGUGGAGAUUGUCUAAGUUUAUCUAGGUUUUAGAACCUAUCAGAAUUUUGAUGACUUAUGCAUUGACGCAAUUAGCAACCUCUGUUAGGGUAUAAUUGUUGGUGUUUUUGACAUGUACGCAGAGCGGCCUACGAGCUCGAUUGCGAGUCAUGAAGAUGACUUCUGCUGAUGAAACUGCAAACUAUCAUCAGUAAAUGUUCUUCAUUUUCGAUUGAAUCUCUUGACUUCUGGUCUUCAUUCAACACACCUGGUCCGAGGGUUUUUACUGUAAAUUCCCCUUACACCGUAGUCUUUGAGAAGCGUCAAGAGAGGAACAAGAGGUUCUACUAAACAACAGGAUUUCAAAGAACUCUGGAGGUUGUUUGUGGAAAAAAAACAAAACAUUAAUGUGAAUUUUGAACAGCUGUAUACAGCUGGAUAUUGUUGAACUGCUCGACUGGAAGGAAAAAUGGUUUGAGUCUAAAGAGUGGGAUUUGUGGCUUCAAAGAAACGUUUCUUCAUGUUGGUCUUUCUGAUUUUGGGUCUGCCGAAGUAAAUGACACAUUUUCAGUGCGAUCUACAGUACUACAUCUUAAUUUUUGUGUGUAGCCUUUGUAUACUUGAUUUAGCUUCAUUCUCUAAAUCAUUGGUGGUUUAUUUUCUUAUUGUUUUGACCCUUUAUCUGUGUUUCUUUUCCAUCUACACAUUGCUUCGUUCUGCUCUGGAGUGCUGAUUUUUUUUUUUUUAUAACCUGUGUGAUUUACUUAAGAGGAUUUUAAUGGACUGCACAACAAAUCAGACUGAUGAAAAGUGUCCUCUUAAAUUGAUCAAAUCAAUGUAAAUAUUUUAAGUUGCUGACCUAGUCCCUUUACUCUAUGGCGUAAUGAUUGAGCCUUGUUUUUUAACCACAGGAGUUUUGAAAAUAUUGAACCAAAAAAUACAUUUUCAGUUGUUUUAUUACUGCAGGGUAACAAGAGUUCAGCCUUAUGUGAGUUGAGUUGUUUUUCUUACAUCUUUCUGUUCAUUUUGCUAUUUUUUGCUCGUCUGUUUUUGCAAUGCACUGAUUUUACAGUUGUUUCUGAAAGAAGUUCACAUUUAAAUGGGCAGUGACUGUAAAAUGAUGCUUUUGGUGAGAAAAUAAAGCAGUUACAACAGUUAA
Molecule: messenger RNA, 2827 nt
Organism: Onychostoma macrolepis
Lineage: Eukaryota; Metazoa; Chordata; Actinopteri; Cypriniformes; Cyprinidae
Product: transmembrane emp24 domain-containing protein 9-like
Exons: 8
Coding region: 413-1291 (292 amino acids)
Biological process (GO): Golgi organization; intracellular protein transport; endoplasmic reticulum to Golgi vesicle-mediated transport
Cellular component (GO): Golgi apparatus; COPII-coated ER to Golgi transport vesicle; membrane
Source: RefSeq, a predicted model, not a curated record